GUCAGGAAGAUGGCGUCUAGCGGAGGCAGCUCAGGGCCCGGCUGGGAAGUGGCCGUUCGGCCGCUUCUGUCGGCCUCUUAUUCUGCGUUUGAUAUGAAGGAACUACCGCAGCUUGUGGGCUCUGUAAUAGAGAGUGAAUCAGAGCUCCUGCACCAUGACAAACAGUAUGAGCCAUUCUACUCUUCCUUUGUUGCCUUGGCCACUCACUAUAUUACUACAGUAUGCAGUCAAAUUCCAAGAAACCAUCUACAAUCUGUAGCUGCAGCUUGUAAAGUCCUGAUUGAAUUUUCAUUGCUGAGACUGGAAAGCCCUGAUGAAGCCUGUGCCGUCUCCCAGAAGCAUCUGAUUCUCCUGAUUAAAGGACUGUGCACAGGCUGCAGCAGACUAGACCGUACAGAGAUAAUCACUUUUACAGCAAUGAUGAAAUCCUCCAAACUACCACAGACUGUUCAGACUCUUUCUGAUGUGGAGGAUCAGAAAGAAAUUGUGUGCUUACAAAGUCCUGAACUGCGACAAAAAGAGGUACAAAUGAACUUCAUUAACCAGCUGACGUCUGUAUUUAACCCCAGAGGAACGUCUUCCGCAUCUCCUCCUUCACAGGUGGAAAGUGAGGGUGAUGAUUCUUCAACAGAUCAGGCUUCUGCAGCUAAAACCAAAAGGAUCUUCAUAGCCCAAAAUGAAGCCAGUCUACAAGAGCUUGGUGGUUCAGAAAAGCUACUUAGAGUCUGUCUAAAUUUACCAUACUUCCUAAGAUAUAUUAACCGUUUCCAAGAUGCAGUGUCUGCUAAUUCCUUCUUUAUAAUGCCAGCCACAGUAGGAGAUGCUACAGCUGUACGCAACGGUUUCCACUCGCUGGUGAUUGAUGUGACUAUGGCACUAGACACUCUGUCCUUACCUGUGAUGGAACCAUUAACUCCUUCAAGACUGAAAGAUAUAACCCUCUUGGCUCUCAGCUGCUUAUAUGCAGGUGUAAGUGUAGCCACGUGUAUGGCGAUACUUCAUGUGGGGAGCACCCAGCAGGUCCGCACAGGGUCCACAAGCUCUAAAGAGGAAGACUAUGAGAAUGAUGCAGCUACUAUAGUGCAAAAAUGUCUUGAGAUCUACGAAAUGAUUGGCCAAGCAAUUAACAACUCCAGACGAGCUGGAGGAGAGCAUUACCAGAACUUCCAGCUUCUAGGUGCUUGGUGCCUGGUGAACAGUCUUUUCCUGAUUCUAAAUUUAAGCCCAACAGCUCUUGCAGAUAAAGGGAAGGAGAAAGAUCCUCUGGCAGCACUCCGAGUGCGGGACAUUGCCCGUGCCAAAGAAGGUGUUGGUUCUCCAAAAUUAGGCCCAGGAAAAGGACACCAAGGCUUUGGGGUCCUCUCUGUGGUGCUAGCAAACCAUGCAAUUAAAUUGCUGACCUCAUUAUUCCAGGAUUUGCAAGUGGAGACUAUGCACAAGCAGGCCUGGGACACAGAUGGGCCCCUUGCGGAGCUUAGUAUCACAGCUCAAAGCACGUCUAUUCAGAGGAUCCAAAGACUAAUUGACUCAAUCCCCUUGACUAACCUGCUAUUCACUGUGCUCUCUACAUCUUACCGCAAGGCCUGCGUCCUGCAGCGCCAAAGAAAAGGUUCAGUAAGCAGCGAUGCCAGUGCUUCCACUGAUUCAAACACUUAUUAUGAGGAUGAUUUCAGUAGCACAGAGGAGGACAGUAGUCAAGAUGAUGACAGCGAGCCUAUCUUGGGACAAUGGUUUGAGGAAACAAUCUCUCCAAGCAAAGAGAAAGCAGUUCCUCCUCCACCACCACCACCCCCUCCUCUUGAAAGCUCCCCAAGGGCAAAAAGCCCCAGCAAACAGACCAGUGGAGAAAAUGGCAACAUCCUAGCUAGUCGGAAGGACCCUGAACUGUUCCUCAGUCUGGCUUCCAGUACCCUGAAUUUUAUAACUACCUGCAUGCUGAAUUCCCGCAGCAAUUUCAUCCGAAACUACCUGAGUGUGUCUUUAACUGAGCAGCAUAUGGCGACUCUAGCGAGUAUUAUAAAAGAUGUGGAUAAAGACGGCCUGAAAGGCUCCUCAGAUGAGGAUUUCGCUGUUGCUCUGUACCAGUUCAACCACUGCCUGGUGACCUCAGAUCUCCAGUCUCCUACACUACAGAAUGCUCUUCUACAGAACUUGGGAGUUGCUCCAUUAAGUGAGGGCCCCUGGCCACUUUACAUUCACCCCCAGAGUCUGUCUGUGCUCUCACGUCUGUUACUUCUCUGGCAGCACAAAGCAAGCUCUCAGGGUGACCCAGAUGUGCCUGAGUGCAUAAGGGUCUGGGAAAGGUUUGUGGGAACUCUGAAGCAGAAUGCCCUUCAAGGGGUGGUCCCUGGUGAAACAGAGGAUGUAAAUGUGGAUCAUCUUCAGCUGCUCCUCUUGAUCUUUCAUAAUCUCUCCGAACGAGGCCGGCGGACUGUUCUGUUACUGUGUGUUGAGACUCUGCAAGAUCUGGCGGAUAGCCUGGAGUCCCAGCUCCCUGCUGUGCCGCUGCUCCUUGCACGUUUACUGCUUGUGUUUGAUUACCUUCUCCACCAGUACUCCAAACCUCCUCUCUAUUUGUUUGAACAGGUGCAGUAUAACCUUCUGUCGCCACCUCUUGCUUCUGGAUCAUCGCAGGAUGGAACCUCUCGAACCACUGCAUUGUAUCAUGGAUUUAAAGAGGUUGAAGAAAACUGGGCUAAGCAUUGCAUAACAGAUGCUGCACCGCAACCUCGAUUUUACAGCAUCCUAUCACCAGAAGCUUCUGAAGAUGACUUGCAUCGAUUAGACAGUGUAGUUUGUGAAGUUCUGUUCUCUCGCAAGCUAAAGUAUGAUGACCUUUACUCGUCCCUCAUUUCCUUGCUCGCUGCUGGGUCCCAGUUUGAUACAGUUCGGAGAAAUGAGAGCAAAAACAUAACACCAUUGGAGGCUUGCGCUUUGCAGUAUCAUUUUCUCAUAUUGUGGAGAAUUCUGGGGAGUUUGCCUCCAUCACAAAAGUAUAUGACACAUUUGUCCAUGAAUGUACCAGCCUCAAGUGAAUGUGAGAUCCUGCACACAUUGCGUUGGGCUUCACGCAUCCGGGUCCCAACUUAUCAACUGUGGAUUAAGGAUCACCUUAUAAAUCAAGGAAUGAAACCAGAACAGGCCACAUCCCUGACAGAACAAGCAUCAUCCAGAUGCAGCUCUAUAAAGUAUGAUGUAGAGGUUGCUGAGGAGUACAUAGCCAGACAGAUUUCCUCUUUCUGUAGUAACGAUGGCUACACAUUUGAGCAGCUACGUCAGGGACCCAACUUACAGAGCAUUUACACCCUGGAUGCAGUAAUCUCUAAGGUGCAAGUGUCAUUGGAUGAGCAUUUCUCCAAGCUGUCAGCUGAGGCCGAUCCACACAAGUCUUCUCAAGUUGCUAAGAACCUUCUGCCUGCAGCUUUACAGCUUCUGGAUAUGUACGCUUCCCUCACUCGGUGUUACUUACUGCACAGCCUUCCCGAGGAAGGAUCUGAUGAAAAGAAACUUCAGGGCUAUGCUGCUGUCUUGGCCAUUGGCUCUGCCCGAUGCAAGGCUAACACACUGGGCCCAGUCUUGGUACAAAACCUCCCUUCUUCAGUUCAGUCCCUGUGUGAGUCCUGGAACGCCAUCCACACCAAUGAGUUUCCAAGUAUUGGAUCAUGGCGCAAUGCUUUUGCUAAUGACACAAUUCCAUCAGAGAGUUACAUUGGAGCGGUGCAAGCAGCACACUUGGGUACUUUGUGCAGCCCCAGCCUAUCUCUUGCCGCUUCUCUCAAACAUGUUCUUCUAUCGCUUGUCAGGCUCACGGGGGAUCUCAUAGUGUGGUGCCCUGACGAUCUUAAUUCCAACCAACUGAUAAAAUCCUUGUUGCCUCCUCUUCUGGAAAGCAGCACUGAGAGCGUGGCUGAGCUGUGCAGCACUUCCCUGGAGAGGGUGCUCGGCCCCACGGAGUCAGAUGAGUUUUUAUCCCGUGUGUAUGAGAAGCUGAUCACUGGAUGUUAUGAUAUCCUGGCUAACCACUCAGACCCAAGCUGUGGUUUGGAUGAGUCUAUCUUGGAGGAAUGUCUGCAGUACUUGGAGAAACAGUUGGAAAGCAGCCAAGCUCGCAAAGCAAUGGAGGAAUUCUUCACAGAGAGAGGGGAAUUGGUGCAGAUAAUGAUGGCCACUGCGAAUGAGUCUUUGUCUGCCAAGUUUUGUAACAGAGUCCUGAAAUUCUUCACCAAACUCUUUCAACUAACUGAGAAGAGCCCUAACCCCAGCCUGCUGCGUCUUUGUGGGACCCUUGCUCAACUUGCCUGUGUGGAGCCUCUACAUUUACAGUCCUGGCUCAUUCGCAUGACCACCUCUCCUCCGAAGGAUUCUGACCAGUCUGAGAUGGUUCAAGAAAACAGACAAUUGCUACAGCUGCUCACUGCAUAUAUUGUGCGAGAGAACAGUCAAGUAGGGGAAGGUGUUUGCACAGUGCUUCUCAGCACCCUCAUUCCCAUGGCCACUGACCUCCUAUCCAAUGGAGAUGGAACAGGUUUCCCAGAGCUUAUGGUGGUGAUGGCCACACUUGCAAGUGCUGGCCAAGGAGCUGGACAUCUACAGUUGCACCGGGCAGCCAUGGAUUGGCUGUCAAGAUGUAAGAAAUACCUGUCUCAGAAGAAUGUGGUAGAGAAAAUGAACAACAAUGUAAUGCAAGGAAAGCAUGUGACCAUCCUGGAGUGUACCUGCCACAUAGUGUCAUACUUAGCAGAUGUAACCAGCGCUUUGAGUCAUGGCUCAGGGCAAGGGCACAACCACCCUCCUGUGGAUGGGGAGGAAAGAGCAAUUGAGGUGGACUCUGACUGGGUUGAGGAGCUGGCAGUGGAAGAGGAUGACUCCCAGGCUGAAGACUCUGAUGAAGACUCAUUGUGUAAUAAGCUUUGCACAUUUACCAUUACGCAGAAAGAAUUCAUGAAUCAACAUUGGUAUCAUUGCCACACCUGUAAGAUGGUUGACGGAGUGGGUGUCUGCACUGUCUGCGCUAAAGUCUGCCAUAAGGAUCAUGAAAUUUCAUAUGCAAAGUACGGCUCUUUUUUUUGUGACUGUGGCGCCAAAGAAGAUGGCAGUUGUCUGGCCCUUGUCAAGAGAACACCCAGCAGUGGAAUGAGCUCCACUAUGAAGGAAUCUGCCUUCCAGAGUGAACCGCGCCACCCAGAGAGUGCCAUCCGUCUUCCUGGCUCAGCAUUGAGUGACAAAGGCAAGGUCACAAUCAGCGAUGGUAAAAGUGAUGAUGAGAAGCCAAAACGCAGCAGCUUGUGCCUAAAUAUUGAAGGCUGCAGAGAGGAGCUCAUUAAUCAGGCCAAUUUCUCCUUUGCACCACUGGUCCUGGACAUGCUAAAUUUCUUGAUGAGUGCCAUACGGAAUAACUUCCAGCAAGCUUCAGCAGUGGGGAGCAGCAGCAGAGCCCAGCAUGCAUUGGAUCAGCUUCACACACUUGAAAAAAGUGUAGAAAUGACAGACCAGUUAAUGGUUCCAACAUUGGGCUCCCAGGAAGGAGCUUUUGAGAAUGUGCGGAUGAAUUACAGUGGCGAUCAAGGACAAACAAUCCGUCAGUUGAUCAGCGCUCAUGUGUUACGUAGAGUUGCCAUGUGUGUGCUUUCUUCACCGCAUGGUCGUAGGCAGCACCUUGCUGUCAGCCAUGAGAAAGGGAAGAUUACAGUGUUACAACUCUCAGCAUUGCUAAAACAAGCUGAUUCCAGCAAGCGCAAAUUGACUCUUACACGCUUGGCUUCGGCCCCAGUGCCCUUCACUGUACUCAGUCUGACCGGAAACCCCUGCAAGGAGGACUACUUGGCUGUGUGCGGUUUGAAGGACUGUCACGUGCUCACUUUCAGCAGUUCUGGUUCAGUUUCAGAUCACUUGGUGCUUCAUCCACAGCUGGCAACUGGCAACUUCAUCAUUAAAGCUGUUUGGUUGCCAGGCUCACAGACUGAGCUGGCUAUUGUGACCGCAGACUUUGUUAAGGUUUAUGACUUGUCUGUGGAUGCACUGAGUCCCACUUUCUAUUUCCUGCUGCCAAGUUCCAAGAUACGAGAUGUCACAUUCCUUUUUAAUGAAGAAGGAAAAAAUAUAAUUGUUAUUAUGUCUUCUGCUGGUUACGUGUACACGCAACUUAUGGAGGAGUCUAGCAGCGCCACACAUGGACCAUUUUAUGUGACUAAUGUUUUGGAAGUCAAUCACGAGGAUUUAAAGGAUAGUAACGGUCAGGUAGCAGGCGGAGGUGUUUCCGUGUAUUAUUCGCAUGUCCUUCAAAUGCUGUUCUUUAGUUACUCUCAAGGCAAAUCCUUUGCUGCCACCAUUAAUAGAUCAUCUCUGGAAAUACUUAGUCUUUUCCCCAUAAACAUAAAGAGCUCCAAUGGAGGAAGUAAGACCUCACCAGCACUUUGCCAGUGGUCAGAAGUAAUGAAUCACCCAGGCUUGGUGUGCUGUGUCCAACAGACAACAGGAGUUCCUCUUGUGGUUAUGGUGAAGCCAGAUAGUUUUUUGAUCCAGGAAAUAAAGACGUUGCCAGCCAAAGCCAAAAUUCAAGACAUGGUCGCUAUUCGGCACACUGCCAGCAAUGACCAGCAGAGAACAACCAUGAUCCUCCUUUGCGAGGACGGCAGUUUACGUAUUUACAUGGCCAAUGUAGAGAAUACCUCAUAUUGGCUCCAGCCUUCCUUGCAGCCCAGCAGCAGUAUCAGUAUCAUGAAACCAGUGCGCAAACGCAAACCAGCUGCCGUCAUGACCCGGGCAUCUAGCCAAGUAACCUUCCCUAUUGAUUUCUUCGAGCAUAAUCAACAGUUGACAGAUGUCGAAUUUGGCGGUAACGAUCUCCUUCAGCUGUAUAAUGCACAACAGAUAAAACACCGUCUCAAUUCCACUGGGAUGUAUGUUGCAAAUACAAAGCCUGGUGGAUUUACAAUUGAAGUGUGUAACAACAAUAGCUCCAUGGUGAUGACAGGACUUCGCCUUCAGAUAGGCACACAGGCUAUAGAGCGAGCUCCGUCUUACAUAGAGAUGUUUGGACGCACUAUGCAGCUGAACAUGAGCAGAGCAAGAUGGUUUGAUUUCCCAUUUACAAGAGAAGAAGCCCUCCAAGCUGACAAAAAACUUACAAUAUUUAUUGGGGCCUCGGUUGAUCCAGCUGGAGUCACCAUGAUAGAUGCGGUGAAAAUUUAUGGAAAGACAAAGGAGCAGUUUGGUUGGCCAGAUGAACCACCAGAAGAGUUCCCUCCUGCAUCUGUGAGCAGUGUAUGUCCUUCCAACCUAAACCAAGGAAAUGGAUCCACUGAGAGCGAGACCACAACCCCACCUUCAAAUAAUGGAACUGUCAUAGAAAGUUCUGACCCUGAACCCUUAACGAUCUUGGACCGAUUAGUGGGUAGUUCUUUGGAAGCUCUAGAAAGUUGUUUUGCAUUUGGACCAGUGCCUGAGAAGGAAAAAUACAAGACUUCUGCUCUUGAACUGGCUACUGUUUUGCUUUCCAUGCCAACUCCAUCGAGUGUCCAGAUACAGACAAAGAGCCUUCUAGCCAGUCUGCACACUAGCCGCACUGCUUAUCACAACCAUAAGGAUCAGGCUUUACUAAGCAAUGCUGUACAGUGCUUGAACUCUUGCAGCAAAGAAGGGAAAGACCUUGACCCAGAAGUGUUUCAGAGACUUGUGAUCACUGCUCGCUCCAUUGCCAUUAUGCGUUCAAGCAACCUUGUUCAUUAUACAGAGUGCAGCCUCCCUGGGGGAGAGACAGAGAGUGGAGAAGAAAAUAAAGAUGCCCUGAAAACUGCAGAUGGAGAGGAAGGAUACGGAUUUAUCACACAGCUAGUAAACCAGUUCUGGAAACUACAUGCAUCAAAACCCAAGAACGCUUUCCUAGCACCCGCAUGUCUGCCAGGUCUGACACAUGUUGAAGCAACUGUCAAUGCUCUUGUGGACAUUAUCCAUGGAUACUGCACCUGUGAGCUUGACUGUAUUAACCUGGCAUCUAAGAUCUACAUGCAGAUGUUGCUGUGUCCAGACCCGGCUGUGAGCUUCUCAUGCAAACAGGCCCUAAUACGAGUCCUGAGACCGAGGAACAAGCGUCGCCAUGUGACCCUGCCAUCAUCUCCACGUAGUAACACACCCAUGGGUUGGAGAGCUUGGUAUCCUUCAGGUGUUGCUGUAAUUAGGAUGCCUUCGCCUUACAAGGACCUCUUUAACCGAGAUAAGGAUGACGAUGACGACGAUGAGGCUGAAGACAAGAUGCAGAGCUCAGUUAUCCAGAAUGGGGAGCAUGUGCGUCAACAGAGCCAGGAGCAGAACGAGGUGGAUCAUGGAGACUUCGAGAUGGUGUCAGAGUCUAUGGUACUUGAAAGUGCCGAUGGUGUAAACAAUGGUAACCCUUCACCCUUGGAAGCACUUCUAGCCGGAGCUGAAGGUUUUCCACCCAUGCUGGACAUCCCUCCGGAUGCAGAUGAUGAGACUAUGGUGGAAUUGGCUAUUGCAUUGAGCCUUCAGCAGGAUCAACAAGGCAGCAGCAGCAGUGCGCUUGGUCUGCAGAGUCUGGGGCUUUCCGGACAGGCCCCCAGCUCUUCCUCAUUGGAUGCAGGAACAUUAUCUGACACUACCGCAUCAGCUCUCCUCAUGCUUGUAGCUCCAGCAUCUGAUGAUGAAGGAAGCACAGCCGCAACAGACGGCUCCACAUUACGCACCUCUCCAGCAGAUCACGGGGGCAGCGUGGGCUCAGAAAGUGGCGGCAGCGCCGUUGAUUCGGUGGCUGGUGAGCAUAGUGUUUCAGGACGUAGCAGUGCCUAUGGUGAUACCACUGUUGAGUGCCACCCACCCGGCCCUAGUAGCAUCAGCUCUAGCACUGGUGCAAUCAGUACUACAACUGGACAGCAAGAAGGAGACGGAUCAGAGGGUGAAGGAGAGACCGAAGGAGAUGCACAUACCAGCAACAGACUUCACAUGGUGCGCCUCAUGCUCCUAGAGCGAUUGCUUCAGUUUUUACAAAGUCUCCGUGGAGUGGGAGGUGUCCGUGCUAUCCCAUACAUGCAGGUGGUUCUGAUGCUCACUGCUGAUCUUGAUGGAGAAGAUGAGAAAGAUAAAGGGGCCUUGGAUAACCUCUUGUCUCAGCUUAUUGCAGAGCUUGGGUUGGAUAAAAAGGAUGUUGCAAAAAAGAACGAGCGGACACCCCUGAAUGAAGUGCAUCUUGUAGUCAUGCGGCUUCUCAGCGUCUUCAUGUCACGAACAAAAUCUGGUUCCAAGUCCUCCAUCUGUGAAUCUUCAUCACUGAUUUCCAGUGCGACUGCCACUGCACUGCUUAGCUCUGGGGCUGUGGAUUACUGCCUUCAUGUGCUCAAGUCUCUCUUAGACUACUGGAAGAGCCAGCAGAGUGACGAGGAGCCUGUAGCCGCUAGCCAGCUGCUCAAACCGCACACUAGUUCCUCUCCUCCUGAUAUGAGUCCAUUUUUCCUCCGGCAAUACGUCAAGGGUCAUGCUGCAGAUGUUUUCCAAGCGUACACACAGCUGCUAACAGAGAUGGUUCUGCGCCUGCCCUAUCAGAUAAAGAAAAUCGCUGAUACAAAUUCAAGAAUCCCACCACCUGUUUUUGACCACUCUUGGUUUUAUUUCCUUUCUGAGUACUUGAUGAUUCAGCAGACGCCAUUUGUCCGGCGCCAAGUGCGCAAACUCCUUCUCUUUAUCUGUGGUUCAAAGGAGAAGUAUCGUCAACUCCGUGACCUGCACACACUUGAUUCCCACAUCAGAGGCAUUAAAAAGCUGCUUGAAGAGCAUGGCAUUUUCUUAAGAGCAAGUGUGGUCACUGCUAGCUCUGGUUCAGCGCUACAAUAUGACACAUUAAUUAACCUGAUGGAGCAUCUCAAGGCCUGUGCAGAAAUUGCAUCACAGCGAACUGUAAACUGGCAGAAGUUCUGCAUCAAAGAUGACUCGGUGUUGUACUUCCUGUUGCAAGUUAGCUUCCUGGUUGAUGAGGGAGUGUCACCUGUCCUGCUGCAGCUCCUCUCCUGCGCCCUGUGUGGCAGCAAAGUCCUCUCAACGUCUUCAUCUUCUGGUUCUUCCACUGCACAAUCAGGAAGCUCUGGGCAGUCUGGGACACAGACAAAAUCAUCUGCUAAGAAGAGCAAGAAGGAAGAUAAGGAGAAGGAGAAAGAUGGUGAGAGCUCUAACAGCCAAGAGGAGCAACUGUGCACUGCACUCGUCAACCAGCUCAAUAAAUUUGCAGACAAAGAGACCUUGAUCCAGUUCUUACGCUGCUUCCUUCUGGAAUCAAAUGCUUCUUCUGUGCGUUGGCAGGCACACUGCCUAGCACUGCAUAUUUAUAGAAACUCUAACAAGUCCCAGCAAGAACUGCUUCUUGAUCUCAUGUGGGCCAUUUGGCCAGAACUGCCAGCCUAUGGGCGGAAAGCCGCUCAGUUUGUGGACCUUCUUGGAUAUUUUUCAUUGAAAACCUCCCAAACAGAGAAAAAGUUUAAGGAAUAUUCACAAAAGGCUGUUGAGAUCCUGCGAACCCAAAACCACAUCCUGACAAACCACCCUAACUCCAACAUCUACAACACGCUCUCUGGUUUGGUGGAGUUUGAUGGAUAUUAUCUUGAAAGUGACCCGUGUCUUGUAUGUAAUAACCCUGAAGUCCCACUCUGCAACAUCAAACUCUCCUCCAUAAAAGUGGACACAAGAUACACCACCACACAGCAGGUGGUGAAACUAAUUGGUAGCCACACAAUUAGCAAAGUGACGGUCAAGAUUGGUGACUUGAAACGCACUAAGAUGGUGCGAACCAUCAAUCUGUAUUACAACAACCGCACCGUGCAGGCGAUAGUAGAGCUUAAAAAUAAGCCCGCGCGUUGGCACAAAGCCAAGAAGGUGCAGCUGACCCCCGGACAGACUGAGGUGAAGAUUGAUCUUCCUUUGCCCAUUGUCGCUUCCAACUUAAUGAUCGAGUUUGCAGACUUUUACGAAAAUUAUCAAGCCUCCUCAGAGACGCUACAGUGCCCGCGUUGUAGCGCUUCUGUGCCUGCAAACCCAGGAGUAUGUGGGAACUGUGGAGAGAAUGUCUACCAGUGUCACAAGUGCAGGUCCAUAAACUAUGAUGAGAAGGAUCCUUUCUUAUGCAAUGCUUGUGGUUUCUGCAAAUACGCUCGCUUUGACUUUAUGCUAUAUGCCAGACCGUGCUGUGCUGUGGAUCCCAUUGAGAAUGAAGAAGAUCGAAAGAAAGCUGUUACUAACAUCAACACAUUGCUGGAUAAAGCGGACAGGGUGUAUCACCAACUGAUGGGCCACCGACCACAACUAGAGAACCUGCUAUGUAAAGUGAAUGAGGCAGCACCGGAAAAGCCCCAGUUGAUCUUCACCUUGCAGGAUGACUCGGCCAAUGCUGGAGGGAUUAGCUCCACUUCAGCCAGUGUGAAUAGAUAUAUCUUGCAAUUGGCCCAGGAAUACUGUGGGGACUGCAAGAAUUCUUUUGAUGAACUUUCCAAGAUUAUACAGAAAGUAUUUGCCUCUCGAAAGGAACUGCUAGAAUAUGAUCUGCAACAAAGAGAAGCUGCUACCAAAUCUUCCCGUACCGCUGUGCAGCCCACAUUCACUGCCAGCCAGUAUCGAGCCCUCUCAGUGCUUGGCUGUGGGCACACCUCUUCUAACAAAUGCUAUGGCUGUGCUUCUGCUGUGACAGAGCACUGCAUCACGUUGCUCCGUGCCCUGGCCACCAACAGCACAAUUCGGCACAUCCUGGUUUCACAGGGUCUUAUCCGAGAACUCUUUGAUUACAAUCUACGUCGGGGCCCGGCAGCAAUGCGUGAUGAAGUGCGGCAGGUCAUGUGCCUGCUAACCAGGGACAAUCCAGAAGCCACACUGCAAUUGAAUGACUUGAUCAUAGGGAAAGUGUCAACAGCUCUCAAGGGACAUUGGGCAAACCCAGACUUGGCAAGCAGUCUUCAGUAUGAGAUGCUGCUGCUAACAGACUCCAUAUCCAAAGAAGACAGCUGCUGGGAACUUCGCCUUCGCUGUGCUCUGAGCCUUUUCUUGAUGUCUGUGAACAUUAAAACUCCAGUGGUUGUUGAGAACAUAACGUUAAUGUGUCUGAGAAUUCUGCAGAAACUAAUUAAACCAGCAUCUCCCACCAGCAAGAAGAACAAGGACGCGCCUACUGACGGACUCACUACUGUCAAACCAUACAGCAAUGAAAUCCAUGCUCAGGCCCAGUUGUGGCUCAAGCGAGAUCCAAAGGCGUCAUAUGAGGCUUGGAAGAAAUGCCUGCCUGCCCGUGUUGUAGAUGGCAGUGGUAAAACACCAAACAAAGCAGAGAUGAGACAGAUGUACUUACAGGAGAAAUAUGCUUGGAAGUGGAAGCAGUUCAUGAGCAAGAAGGGGAAGAGAACGGCCCAUCUGGAACUUAAACUGGGUCACAACAAUUGGCUAAGACAGGUGCUAUUUACACCGGCAACACAAGCGGCACGUCAAGCCGCUUGCACGAUUGUAGAGGCGCUGGCGACCAUUCCCAGUCGCAGACAGCAGGUGCUGGACCUUCUUACCAGUUAUCUUGAUGAGCUGAGUCUUGCGGGGGAGUGUGCUGCAGAGUACCUGGCAUUGUAUCAAAAGCUUAUUAAACCUGCACAUUGGAAGGUUUAUCUUGCAGCAAGAGGAGUCCUACCUUAUGUUGGCAACCUUAUCACCAAGGAAAUUGCCCGUUUGCUUGCUCUGGAGGAAGCAACUCUAAGCACAGACCUGCAGCAGGGAUACGCCUUAAAGAGCCUUACCGGCCUUCUCUCCUCAUUUGUGGAAGUAGAAUCAAUCAAACGUCAUUUCAAAAGCCGGUUAGUUGGCACGGUGCUGAACGGUUACCUCUGCCUACGGAAGCUGGUCGUGCAGAGAACAAAGCUGAUAGAUGAGACCCAGGAUAUGUUACUGGAGAUGCUGGAGGAUAUGACCACAGGCACUGAAUCCGAGACAAAGGCGUUCAUGGCAGUAUGUAUAGAGACUGCCAAACGGUACAGUGUGGAUGAUUACAGGACGCCGGUGUUCAUUUUCGAAAGGCUCUGCAGCAUCAUUUAUCCAGAAGAGAAUGAAGUGACAGAGUUCUUUGUGACCCUUGAAAAGGACCCACAGCAAGAAGACUUCCUGCAAGGCCGUAUGCCUGGAAACCCCUACAGCAGCAACGAGCCAGGAAUUGGGCCACUUAUGAGGGAUAUAAAGAAUAAGAUCUGCCAAGACUGUGACCUUGUGGCACUGCUAGAAGAUGACAGUGGGAUGGAGCUCUUAGUGAACAACAAGAUAAUUAGUCUGGACCUUCCAGUUGCUGAGGUUUACAAAAAGGUGUGGUGCCCAACCAAUGAAGGGGAGCCCAUGAGAAUCAUAUACAGAAUGAGGGGUUUGCUGGGCGACGCUACUGAGGAAUUCAUUGAAUCUCUUGACUCAACCACAGAUGAAGAAGAAGAUGAAGAAGAGGUGUACAAGAUGGCAGGCGUAAUGGCGCAAUGUGGCGGUCUGGAAUGUAUGCUUAAUCGUCUGGCAGGAAUCAAAGACUUUAAACAGGGUCGCCAUCUUUUGACUGUCCUGCUCAAACUGUUCAGUUAUUGUGUGAAGGUAAAAGUGAACAGACAGCAGCUAGUCAAACCCGAAAUGAACACCCUGAAUGUUAUGCUGGGCACCUUGAAUUUGGCCUUGUUGGCGGAGCAGGAGAGCAAAGACAGUGGAGGAGCUGCUGUGGCAGAGCAGGUCCUGAGUAUUAUGGAGAUUAUUCUGGAUGAGUCCAAUGCUGAACCACUGAGUGAGGACAAGGGUAAUCUUCUCCUUACCGGGGACAAGGAUCAGCUAGUGAUGCUGCUGGACCAGAUAAACAGCACCUUUGUGAGGUCCAAUCCAAGUGUACUCCAAGGCUUACUGCGCAUCAUCCCGUAUCUGUCUUUUGGAGAGAUGGAAAAAAUGCAGAUUCUUGUGGAUCGAUUUAAACCAUACUGCACUUUUGAGAAGUAUGACGACGAGCACAGCGCAGAUGAUAAAGUCUUCCUUGACUGCUUCUGCAAAAUUGCUGCAGGCAUCAAGAAUAACAGCAAUGGGCACCAGCUGAAGGACCUCAUCCUCCAGAAGGGGAUUACUCAGAAUGCUCUCGAUUACAUGAAAAAGCACAUCCCAAGUGCCAAGAAUUUGGAUGCGGACAUUUGGAAGAAGUUUUUGUCUCGUCCGGCACUACCUUUUAUCUUAAGGUUGAUGCGUGGGUUGGCUACACAGCACCCCUCAACACAGGCCCUUAUUGGCACAGACUCUAUAACAAACUUGCACAAACUAGAGCAAGUGUCAAGCGAUGAAGGAAUUGGGACCCUGGCAGAAAAUCUCCUGGAGGCUUUGAGAGAACAUCCAGAGGUUAAUAAGAAGAUAGACGCGGCCAGGAAAGAAACUCGGGCGGAGAAGAAACGAAUGGCAAUGGCAAUGAGACAGAAAGCUCUGGGAACCUUAGGCAUGACUACAAAUGAGAAGGGCCAGGUUGUAACCAAGACAGCUCUCCUGAAACAGAUGGAGGAAUUAAUAGAGGAACCUGGGCUGACUUGCUGCAUUUGCAGAGAAGGUUACAAGUUCCAACCCACCAAAGUGCUUGGUAUUUACACAUUUACCAAACGAGUGUCCCUGGAAGAGUCAGAAAACAAGCCACGGAAACAACAUGGUUACAGUACGGUGUCUCAUUUCAAUAUUGUGCACUAUGACUGCCACCUCGCUGCUGUCAGGUUGGCUCGGGGUCGCGAAGAGUGGGAGAGUGCUGCUUUACAGAACGCAAACACUAAGUGUAACGGGUUGCUUCCUGUCUGGGGCCCCCUUGUACCGGAAUCUGCUUUUGCAACUUGCUUGGCAAGGCACAACACCUACCUACAGGAGUGUACAGGCCAGCGAGAACCAACCUACCAACUUAACAUCCAUGAUUUGAAGCUUCUAUUUCUCCGUUUCGCCAUGGAGCAGUCAUUCAGUGCAGACACAGGAGGCGGAGGAAGGGAAAGCAACAUACAUCUCAUCCCAUACAUCAUUCACACGGUGCUUUAUGUUCUCAACACAACUCGGGCAAUAUCCAGAGAAGAGAAAAAUGUACAGAACUUUCUAGAACAGCCUAAAGAAAAGUGGGUUGAAAGUGCAUUUGAGGUGGACGGACCACAUUACUACACAGUGCUAGCGCUUCACCUUCUGCCCACUGAGAGGUGGAAAACGAUACGUAUUGAUGUGCUGAAGCGGCUCCUUGUCAUUAGUCAUGUACGGGCUGUUUCCCCUGGAGGUGCAAACAGACUGUCUGAUAAGGCUGUGAAAGAUUAUUCUGUUUAUCGCUCCAGUCUGCUAUUCUGGGCACUGGUUGACCUUAUUUAUAACAUGUUUAAGAAGGUUCCAACGAGUAAUACAGAGGGCGGCUGGUCUUACUCCCUAGCAGACUACAUCAGACUGAAUGACAUGCCUAUUUAUGAGGCUGCUGACAAAGCCUUAAAAACCUUCCAGGAUGAGUUCAUGCCUGUAGAGUCUUUCUCGGAGUUCAUGGAUGUAGCUGGCCUUUUAUCCGAAAUCAGCGACCCGGACAGUUUCCUCAAGGAUCUUUUAAACUCCGUCCCAUGAACAGCCAGUGGAUGUAAAUCUGCUUUUUAGACUUCCGGAUCCUCUCUCUCCCCUGGGUGUUUAGUUGUUUUUUUCCCUGUCCUUGCAGUGGGUGCAGUAAUAUAUUUGCCCCUCCUUUAUAAGAUGUGUGUAACUUGCUUGUUGCCGCAGAGGGCUGCAUAUUCUUUGAAGUCUAGCAGCAGAAUGGUCAAAGACAACUUUUAUCUGUUUUGGCAAAAUACUCUCUCUGUGUAUUGUCCUGAACUGUGGUUUAAUCAAUUCUGUGAGUUUUAGUGUGCUUGUUACUGAUAAAAUAAGACGUAUCUAAGCCGAAAUCAGCUUUCGUGCCCAGGCUUCGAAUAGUAACGUGCUUCAUUACACAAAAACAAACAAAUGAUAUUCACUUAUCAAGUUAAUUUAACCUGUUUCCUGCCAGAGUGCAUUUCACCCAUCUCUUGCAACUAAUGAGUUGUCGUACCAAAAGAAGAAAAAAAUAAAGUAAUGCAUGUGUCACGUGUCUUAAAAAAUAACAGGUCAGUGCAGGACAGAUCUAGACAUUCGCCAUAGUGUUUCUAUAUACCGUCAGGUUUUUAAAUCACAUGAGACUCUGCAAGCUGAAUCACAGACCAGUCCAUCCUUUCAGUCCUACGUAAUUGAUUCUAGUUAUGACUUUUAAUUAAAAAAAUAUAUUAUCUAAAGCUGAUUUGGGGAGAAGACGUUGUGAGUGUUCUUAAGUGGAGCUUUCAGGAUCUGUGUGAGGAACAUAGGUUUGAUUCUAUUUCCAGGAUGAAUGGAACUUGCUUUUGUGGUAUUCUUGCAUUCUGACAGACAUGUAAACCAACUGCCCUAUGCUUAUGAAAUAAAGCUUUCAUUUUGACUCUUUGAA
This is a messenger RNA of Bombina bombina (fire-bellied toad), 16456 nucleotides long. It is a transcript of the gene UBR4, whose product is annotated as ubiquitin protein ligase E3 component n-recognin 4. Lineage: Eukaryota; Metazoa; Chordata; Amphibia; Anura; Bombinatoridae. The record is from RefSeq and is a predicted model, not a curated record. Gene Ontology annotation, molecular function: protein binding; zinc ion binding. The transcript has 107 exons. The coding region runs from base 10 to 15591 and encodes 5193 amino acids.